Molecule: messenger RNA, 3242 nt
Organism: Trichogramma pretiosum
Lineage: Eukaryota; Metazoa; Arthropoda; Insecta; Hymenoptera; Trichogrammatidae
Gene: alpha-Man-Ia
Product: mannosyl-oligosaccharide 1,2-alpha-mannosidase IA
Exons: 7
Coding region: 866-2830 (654 amino acids)
Biological process (GO): carbohydrate metabolic process; N-glycan processing
Cellular component (GO): endoplasmic reticulum; Golgi membrane
Molecular function (GO): mannosyl-oligosaccharide 1,2-alpha-mannosidase activity; calcium ion binding
Source: RefSeq, a predicted model, not a curated record
AUCAAAGGCCAGACAGACUCGCCACACACGCACGAAAGUCUGCAGCUCCGCACAUUUCGCGCUGGAUAGUGACUCCAUCUGCUUGCACGGAUUAAAAAGCAGAAUCUUGACACUGCUGCUGUAUAUUCUCGCAGCGCAGCAGCAGCAGGAGCACGCAUAUUGUGUGCACUGUAGCAGCAGCAGCAGCAGCAGCAGUAGUGCUUUUUAACGCAAAAAUAUUCCAAUAGUCGAGGCAAUUCCAUCUGCGGAGUGUCGCGCGACGUUUUACAUUACACGGCGUUCGCUGGGACAAUACGUACACACAUUUUCACCGUGUGCUGCGCGCCGCGACGACUGUGCCUCAUUAAAUAUUCAUCCCGCUGUAUACUAGACAGUAGACACACAGCAGCAGCAGCAGCAGCUCAAACGAUGGUGUACGACGACGUGAGAAAAGCGGCCAGCUGCGAUCGUCGUUGUUAUGUUUAACGUCAAAUUUAUCAGCGUACACGCGACGACGACGAGGGCACACUUUCCAAUAUGUAAACAGUCUGCAUCGCUCCGGUGGACGACGAAAUCUUGCAAUCUCGCUCAUUAACGAAAAAAAGGAGCCAGCAGAGCUUUUCUUAGUGUGAGAUUAUAAUUUGCAAUUUUUUUACUGAUCUGUGAUAAUCGAGCGUGAAAUGAAUGAGCAGCACUUCUGCAAGGUUCAUUCUAAAUUUAAAAAGAAAGUUCAUUAGUGUCAUCCUUCUUGAUAAGAAAGUCAGUGGGAUCUAAGUUUGGAAGUGAGAAGACAAGCAAGGUGGAAGAAGUUGGGAAGAAGAGUAUCAUUUUAAUAGUUGAAUUUUUUGAUAAUUUAAGAAGUGUUUAGAAAAAUAUUUAAUUCAAAAUGGCAGCUGGUGGAGACGUCUUUGGUCCUGGAGUGAUUUUGCCCAAUUAUCAGAGAUACUUUGGUGCCAACCAAAGCCAAUACACACAGCGAAGAGCUUUCAGGACUCGAGAGAAAUAUUUAAUUAUAUUAGUUCUAAUGACAUUUAGUCUUGUUUGCUUUGGCGCAUUCUUUUAUCUGCCAGAAGACAUGCGACCAAAUAGUCGUUUAGUUUAUCGUUCAGUUUAUCAGAGUAUGAAGAAAGCUGGUCCAGAGCUAUUAAUACCAGUAAUGCCUCAAAUCCAUAACCUCAACACAAGUAAACUGUCAAUUGUUCAUCAUGAUUCAAGGGCUGAAGAUAUUUAUUUAUUAAAAGAUAAACAAAAGCUUCAGGCUAAGAUCGAUGAAGAUGACAUGAAUCAGAAGGUCCUGGAUAAGCCCGAAACGAUGAAACAGACCAGAUCGGAAAAGUCGAAUCUGUCGACCACGCAGAUGUAUCAAAGCUGGAACGAUAUUCCGAAAGCUCAGUACUCCAGAUCAGCCGACGAUUCGCCGAAGGUCACCGGUGGCGAGGAUCCGGAUCCCGUGACGCGCCAGAGGAGGGAAAAAGUCAAAGAGAUGAUGAAGCACGGCUGGAACAAUUACGUGAGGUACGCCUGGGGCAAGAACGAGCUCAGGCCCAUCUCGAAGCGGGCCCACAGCGCCAGCAUUUUUGGCAGCUCGAUGAUCGGCGCCACGAUCGUGGACGGCCUCGACACCCUCUACAUCAUGGGCCUGCACGAGGAGUUCAAGCACGGCCGCGACUGGAUCGAGAAGAAUCUUAACUUCGACAUCGACUCGGACAUGUCGCUGUUCGAGCUCAACAUACGCUUUCUGGGCAGUCUCUUGGCCAAUUACGCCCUGACCGGCGACGAGAUGUUCAAGGAGAAGGCGAGGCAGCUCGGGGAACGAAUGUUGCCGGCGUUCAAGACGGAAACGGGAAUUCCCCAUUCUCUCAUUAAUCUCCAUACGGGGAGGAGUAAAAAUUACGCGUGGGCCAGCAAUGGCUGUAGUAUUUUAUCAGAAAUAGGUACGAUGCAUUUGGAAUUUAUUUACCUUAGUGACAUUACUGGAAAUCCAAUAUACAGAGAGAAAGUAAUGCAAAUCCGAAGGACAUUGAAUAAUCUAGACAAGCCAAAUGGAUUAUAUCCUAAUUAUAUUAAUCCGAGGACCGGAACCUGGGGCCGACAUCACAUGUCGCUCGGUGGUUUGGGCGAUAGUUUUUACGAAUAUUUAUUGAAAGCCUGGAUCCAGUCGGGCAAAACCGACAGAGAGGCGCGACAAAUGUACGACGAAGCGAUGGACGCAAUCAUGACGCACAUGAUCCUGAAAUCCCCCGGUGGACUGCUCUACGCGUCGGACAUUCAGUACGAGAGGGUCGAGCACAAAAUGGGCCAUCUCGCCUGUUUCGCGGGCGGCAUGUUCGGCCUGGGAGCCAAGAACGACAACGAGGUCAACGACAGGCACAUGGAGGUGGCCAGCGGCUUGACCAAUACGUGCCACGAGUCCUACAUAAGGACACCGACCAAGCUGGGUCCAGAGGCUUUUCACUUUAUCGAAGGCAGCGAAGCUAAGAGUCUGAAAAACGGUGAAAAAUACUAUAUUUUACGACCAGAGACUUUCGAGUCUUACUUUGUCAUGUGGCGGCUAACAAAAGACCCCAAGUACCGUGAAUGGGGCUGGGACGCGGUUCAGGCUUUAGAAAAACACUGUCGAGUGCCGGGAGGAUACACGGGUCUUCACAAUGUCUACCAGGAAGAUUCCCCGAAAGACGACGUGCAACAAAGCUACUUUUUCGCCGAAACUCUCAAGUAUUUGUACUUGCUGUUCAGCGACGAUGACUUAAUUAGCCUCGAUCAGUGGGUCUUCAAUUCGGAAGCUCACGCGUUUCCGGUAAGGGGGAAAAACACAUUGUAUCGAUCUGCUCCUGUCGAUAGUGAUCGUUGAAUACAAAUUAAUUUGACCAAAAUGUUUCAUACUUACACAAAUUGACGCAUUUUUAAUUUUGUUUCAUGUAUCGUGUAAUUGUAAUGUCUCAUGUGUUUUUAGAAUAUAUAAAAAAAUAGUGCAUUGUUUAUUAAAUUUUUGAGUAAAUUUGUAUAAUAUCGUGACGUAUUGUAUGAAUUUAUUUAUAUUAAACAUAAAUUUAUAUAAGGAAAACUUUUUUUUAAAACUCAAGUUGUAUAUACAAUGAACUUGUCUGAUACUUAUAUACAAUUAGUAAGUGUGUAUGUAAAAUGUCUUGACUUCCGUUUUAUAGGUAAACCAAAAAAAAAUUAUAUUGUUUAUUAAAAUUAGGCUUGUACCUUAUAAAAAAAACAAGAAAUUAUGUACGUGACAUCUUUUUAUUACAAAAAAU